Actinia tenebrosa (Australian red waratah sea anemone) is the source of this 528-nucleotide messenger RNA. RefSeq names its product protein Ycf2-like. The record is from RefSeq and is a predicted model, not a curated record. NCBI's taxonomy places the organism in Eukaryota, Metazoa, Cnidaria, Anthozoa, Actiniaria, Actiniidae.
AUGGAGGAGGAAGAAGACAACUUGAGUGAAGGAAACACAGACAAGACUGUUUCUCUGAAGGAAGAAGAAGACAACUCGAAUGAAGAAAGCACAGACAAGACUGUUUCUCUGAAGGAAGAAGAAGACAACUUGAAUGAAGAAAGCACAGACAAGACUGUUUCUAUGGAGAAAGAAGAAGACAACUUGAGUGAAGAAAGCACAAACAAGACUGUUUCUAUGGAGGAAGAAGAAGACAACUUGAGUAAAGGAAACACAGACAAGACUGUUUCACUGGAGAAAGAAAAAGACAACUUGAAUGAAGAAAACACUAGCUUCUUCAAACAUUCCAAAAUGGCGCUGAGCUCAACAAAGACUUCAUUAACCAAAAACGCCAUUAGCCAAUUUCACAAAAUCUGUACAAAAAUCGCGCUUGAGCUUGUAACUAGAGAUGUUAAAGCUUUGAAAUACCUAACGUUGGAUAAAGUCCCUGGUGGUGUUCUCGAAGAAAUCAAAGCCGAGGAGGAAUACUCUGGGUUGAAAUGGCGCUAG